Molecule: messenger RNA, 1278 nt
Organism: Eimeria maxima
Lineage: Eukaryota; Apicomplexa; Conoidasida; Eucoccidiorida; Eimeriidae
Product: G-protein beta-subunit, putative
Exons: 9
Coding region: 1-1278 (425 amino acids)
Molecular function (GO): protein binding
Source: RefSeq, a predicted model, not a curated record
AUGGCAUCACCGGGCAUUAAGCGAUGUGACCCUCCCGCUGCAGCUGCAGCUGCAGGAGCAGCAUCAGCAAGAAUUGAGUUGGAGUGUACAGACAGGUGUGUUUGUUCAAGUCAUUUAUUUGAUGUUUGCUUCCAUCCUACAAACCCGAAAUUAGUUGCUGCUGCAGCAUUUAAUGGGACUGUUGAGCUGCAUGAAAUACCUGAGAAGGAAGUGCUGCAGCAGCACCUGCAGCAGCAACAGCAGAAGCGAGACAUGGAGAAAGAGGUCAAAAGGCAGCAGCGACGCAAACUACGCAAGCAGCAAAAGGAGGAGGAGGAGCAGCAACGGGAUGCCGAUGAUGGAAGCACAAGCAGCAGCAGCAGCAGCAGCGAUUCUUCAGAUGAAGAAGCCCCCGAGCGUUUCUUAGAAGCAGAUUUAGAGUGUUUACCCACACGAAUCAAGACCCUAAAACAUCACAAAAAAUCAUGCAGGGCUGUAAACUUCUGGAGGGGAGGAGAAGCGGUUUUAACAGCGUCAGCUGAUGGCCGAUGCUGCAUCGUAGAUGUGGAUUCUGGGAAGUGGACUUGGCGAUCUCUCCACAGCAAGUCGGGUUUUGAAACGAUUACCUCGAUUUGUAGAAACACAUUUGCUGCAGCAGACGAAAAUGGAAAAAUUUCUUUGUGGGACGAACGGCAGAAAAUGCCGACAAAGAUAUUUCCCCCCGAAAUGCCAGGAGUAUCCUGCAUGUGCCACUCUUCAAGUCUGCUGCUGACAACGGGGUGUGGCUAUUUGACGGUUUUCGAUCUAAAAAAAGGAAAAUUGAGGGCGCGAAGCGAUGAGCUCGAAGCGGACUUCACCAGUGUCGUUAGAGCUAAAGAAGGCUCGAAGGUUUGCUGCGGUUGCGAGGAGGGGGAUAUCUGCAUGUUUAGUUGGGGAGAUUUUGGAGACUUUAGUGACAGAUUUACAGAUAUUCGUACGGGAGUUAAUUCCCUGGUAAAGUUUGACGAAGAUACUCUUAUCGCGGGUUGUGGCGACGGAUGUAUUCGCGUAGUGCAACUUCAUCCCAACAGACUUGCAGGGAUCCUUGGGGGGCACGGUCGGCGCGACGGGCCUGUUGAGCGACUGGCACUAAAUGCUGACCAAACUCUGCUAGCCUCAAUUGCCCACGACAAUCGCAUUCGUCUCCAUGAGGCGCAGAAGGCGGUGCGAAUGAAGACCAAAGUUGUCCGCCGGCUUAAGAAAUCGCAGCAACCUCAACAUGACAUGCGCGCGGGAAAAGACUUUUACGACGACCUGUAA